This is a messenger RNA of Lolium rigidum, 1464 nucleotides long. RefSeq lists its product as uncharacterized. The record is from RefSeq and is a predicted model, not a curated record. The transcript has 3 exons. Gene Ontology annotation, molecular function: protein binding. The coding region runs from base 1 to 1464 and encodes 487 amino acids. Lineage: Eukaryota; Viridiplantae; Streptophyta; Magnoliopsida; Poales; Poaceae.
AUGAAGAAUAAGAACGGUCGCCGCUGGCGCAUUAACCUUGCUCGUGAGAAAGCUGCCGCUGCUGCCGCUCCCGACAGGCUUAGUGACCUGCCCAAUGACCUCUUGCUAAACAUCCUGGAGAGGGUGGACACAGUCGAUGCAGUGAAGACAUGCAUCCUCUCGAAGCAACUGCUGAAGCUCCCUGCUAUGCUCUCACAAUUGUAUGUAAGCAUUAGUUCCUUUUCGACUUCCAGCCCCGGUUCUGUGAUCCGAGCCAACCGAGCUGUGGCUCGUGUAACGGAUAACAUCUUGAGCACGAGGAGCCCAGAAAUAACCAUCAGAAGACUCAAAAUCAGAUUUGUCUUGAAGCUUCAUGACUCUCGCUCUAUCGCCAAAUCUGUUGUCGACGCCAUGGCCACCCAGAAAAUUCACUCAGCUGAGCUUGAGAUCAUAACGGACAAGGCUUUCAAGAACUCCUCUCCUGAUGAUCUUGUCCAAUCUGGGAGGCAGUUCAAUACUUUUCUUGGUGCUUGCCCGGACGCAUUUGCUUGCCUCACGCGCCUGUGGCUGCGCAAUAUGAGGUUUGGUGAGCUAGACAUCCCCAACAUCCUCACCACUUGCAAGUGUUUGGAGGCUUUGCGUUUAUCCAACUGCGACUCAGGGGUCAUUUCUGUGCUGCGAGUAGAACAUGAUCAACUUGUCGAGCUUCAUAUCGACUAUGGGGAUUUUGAGAGAGUUGAGCUCAUCUUUUUGCCCAAACUCCAACGGGUGAGCUAUGUAUUUAAUAAUUGGGCCUCCUCCUCGUAUAAAGACCCCAUGUAUUUUGGUAUUGCACCACAGCUUUCAAAGCUAAGCCUCACUAGAACUGGUAUCCACUUGGAUAAGCCUCUUGAGUUGAGUCAGCUCCUUGCUAAUGUGCCCUCAAUAGACGAUCUGCAUCUGGAUUUUCGAAGUGAAAAGAUUUGGGUUCUACCAGAAUGCCGGGAGCUGCUCAUGCCUGUGCUCAGCAAACUGCUGUAUCUGAGUCUGGACAAUCUUCCUGAAGGGUGUGAUAUAGCUUGGACAAUGUUUAUUCUUGAAGGUGCACCCUCGCUAAAAGAACUAUGCAUCAUGGUACGGGAUCAUUGGUGCAUAAUGGCGACAGACAAAGAGUACCGAAGGGCAAAUGGUUACUGCGAAAAAGAAGAAGUGAAGUGGAAGUCACUUGCUUCUGAUUUCAAGCACAGGAAUCUGGUCAAGCUCACCAUUUACGGCUUCCAACCCGACGAUAACUUUGUGCGAUACAUCAGGCGUGUCGUGGAAGUCGCGGUUAAACUGUUAGAGAUAUCCCUUCAUGACAGGAAUGUGUGUGGGAAGGAUUGUGCUGACUUGAAUCCAGAGAUCAAUGUGUGUCCGUCAAGAUAUCCGAGGACCGCUGAGGAGAGGAAACAGACAACCAAGGCGUUGAGUUUGGCUUCGCGUGCCAAGGUUCACUUCUGGUCCUAA